UAUCAAACAAAAUGGACAUACAUAUGAUACACAUUGCUGCCAGGGCUGGUGACUUGACUGCUUUACAAGAUGCCAUCAAGAGGGGGGAUGAUGUCAACAAUGCUAGACUAAGUGUGGAUAGGGAUGGAUGUACUCCACUCUAUUGGGCAGCCAGUGGAGGUCACACUGACUGUAUUAGAGAGCUGCUCUCCUCAGGAGCCGUGGUGAACCUGGCUAACAAGUAUGGGUAUACUCCACUCAUGGUGGCAGCCAGUGGAGGUCACACUGACUGUGUUAAAGAGCUGCUCUCCUCAGGAGCCGGAGCCAUGGUGAACGCCAGUGAUGAUGAUGGGAACACUCCACUCGUUGAGGCAGCCAGUGGAGGUCACACUGACUGUAUUAGAGAGCUGCUCUCCUCAGGAGCCGUGAUGGACUGGGCUGAUGAGGAUGGGCGUACUCCACUCUAUUGGGCAGCCUAUAAAGGCCAUACUGACUGUGUUAGAGAGCUGCUCUCCUCAGGAGCCGUGGUGAACAUGGUUAACAAGGAUGGAUGCACUCCACUCAUAGGGGCAGCCAUGAGAGGUUACACUAACUCUAUUAGAGAGCUGCUCUCCUCAGGAGCCGAGGUGAACCUCGCUGACAAGGAUGGGAAGACUCCACUCCAGUGGGCCGCCAGGCAAGGUCGCACUGACUGUGUUAGGGAGUUACUCUCCUCAGGAGCCGUGGUGGAUCUAGCUGACAAGGAUGGGUGGACUCCACUCUAUUGGGCAGCGAUGGGAGGUCACACUGACUGUGUUAGUGAGCUGCUCUCCUCAGGAGCUGUGGUGGACCUGGGUAACAAGGAUGGGGACACUCCACUCAUGGUGGCAGCCUUCUGGGGACGUGUAGAUACACUAAGGAAGCUUCUCUCAUCAGGGGCUUCCCCUCUCUGCACUAACAUUGAUGGCGAGACUGCUCUGAUGAGCGCCAAGAUAUCAUACCCCCCUAACACUUCAAUAACGAAGCUCCUUGAGGAAGCUGCUGAAUCACAUGGGUGCACACUCAAGUGAUUUGACUGUACUGAUGACGAACCAAGGAACUUGCCAAUAAUGUUUUAGGAUACACAUUUUAAUAACAAAAAAAAUCUCACUUGUGCAAUAAUUAUUUACAUUAUUGUUACAUAGCUAUUAUGUGAUGCACUUGUGAUUAGUUUGGACAUUCCAUUCA
Messenger RNA from Halichondria panicea, 1185 nucleotides. Its product is annotated as kinase D-interacting substrate of 220 kDa-like. Gene Ontology annotation, molecular function: protein binding. NCBI's taxonomy places the organism in Eukaryota, Metazoa, Porifera, Demospongiae, Suberitida, Halichondriidae. The transcript is spliced from 11 exons. The record is from RefSeq and is a predicted model, not a curated record. Gene Ontology annotation, cellular component: ciliary inversin compartment. Bases 12 to 1028 code for a protein of 338 amino acids. Gene Ontology annotation, biological process: protein localization to ciliary inversin compartment.